AUGACUUUUCACAUGUGUGUGCGCUCCAACCCAAUGUUACGGCAAACAAAUCUGGCUGUUUGGCGAGCAUGGAGGUCAUGGAAGUUAAGCCUGCACUCUUCUACAGUUUGUGCAUCUUCUGGUCCUGGUCCUGGACCUGGUCCUGGUCCCCUGGAUGGAUCUGAAGAACUGUCUUCUGUAUCAGCCGAUAAGCCUCCUCACACGCCUGUGAUGCUUAAAGAGGUGCUAUAUUACUUAGACAUCAAGCGUGGUCAGGUGGUCCUGGACAUGACAUUUGGAGGUGGCGGUCAUACCAAAGCAAUACUGAAUAUGGUUCCUGAAGUCACAGUCCUGGCCUUAGACCGAGAUCCUACAGCCAUUUCUCUGGCACAGCAGUUAGCCAAGGAAUACUCUGGCCGCGUGAAACCAUUGCUUGGCCGAUUCAGCGAGCUUGAAGCCCUGCUGUCUACCAUGAACAUUAAGCCAGGCAGCAUUGAUGCUGUCCUGUUGGAUGCUGGCUGCUCCUCCAUGCAGAUGGAUCAGGCAGAGAGAGGCUUCUCCCUUAGCAAGGAUGGGCCCCUGGAUAUGAGAAUGGAUGAAAAGAGGUACCCCGACAUGCCCUGCGCUGCUGACGUUGUGAAUACCUUAGAUCAACAAGCACUUGCAUCCAUCCUCACUGCAUAUGGGGAAGAAAGACAUGCCAGGAAAAUAGCUUCAACCAUUGUGGAGGCACGGCGUGUCAGCCCCAUCACCCGGACACAGCAGCUGGCCAGCGUGGUGGCAGGAUCGUUUCCUGCAGCUGUCGUCUAUGCACGUAAGGACCGCCUCCAUCGACCAGCGCACGUGGCCACUAAGACUUUCCAAGCUCUGCGCAUCUUUGUGAAUGAUGAGCUGAACGAACUACAUGCUGGGCUGCGUGCGGCCCGGGCGGCACUGACGCCUGGAGGACGUCUCUGCGUGAUCACCUUCCAUUCACUAGAAGACAGGCUGGUCAAACGUUUCCUCCAGGGAGAUGACUUGUCUAAUCUAGAUCAGUAUCACUUCAGCCCGAGAAAGCAAGGCACUGGGAAGGAAAAACUGGCGGACGAAAAAAGUGAUGGUGGAAGCGUUCAUUGGCUUCCUCUGCGAAGAAAAGUAAUCACCCCAGAAAAGUACGACGUAAAAGACAAUCCUCGAGGACGCUCUGCUAAACUAAGGGCGGCACUCCGACGUUAAUUAUGUGACGUCAGUUAUGAAAUAACAGAAAGUUUCUCUUUUUACCCAAACAUUUGAGCUGUUCCACAGCCAGAGUAACUAACAUACCUAAAGCAAGUUUGGCAAAGGGUGUUGAUGCAGUUACAUAAUAACUCUCCACUAUAUUUGUCUGAUGUGGAGGCUAUUUUUAUUUUUUCUAAAUAACUUGUUUCCUAGAACCCAAUUGGAGGGAAGCCAUUGAGGGUUGUCGUCCUUGACGCUGAAUCAGUGGUUGGUUUGGGCGCUGCACAUUGAAGAGGGAACUCUGGGUAAGAGGAAGAAUGAAUAUCCCACACAAUAUUCCCGCUGGUUGGAACUCUGGUUGGAUCUUCUAAACUUUGUCAUUAACAGGUGAAGUGUUUUUCACAAAUGUCAACAGUAGUUGGCAGUGACAAAGACUGUUGUGCAUAGAAAAUUGGACUUUCCAAAAUUGGAUCAAAAUGGGCAUCAAAAACAAACAAAUCAAGAGCAAAGUAACAAGUAAUCUAUACUCAAAGGUCUACUCACAAGCUUUCACUUACAUCUUAAUGUCAAUUCAAUGAGCAAAUAAAGUUGUUUCAUGUAAUAUUGCAUUGUUCCACAUUUAGUUCACACGAUGCCUGAUUCAGCUCUAUUCACUGAAUGAAGACGUGUAAGAUGUGGUUAAGAGCUCUGAAAGUAAUAGUAGUAGUAGUAAGCAGAACUUUGAUUGAAGAUUAGUUUUGUUCCCAAACGUCGAGAAUAAAUGUGCAAUUAUGAAUUAAAUGAAGAUACAAUAAUGAAUUAGAAAAAAGCUGAUUAUGUUUAAUUUAAUAUAUGUAUGCUUAAUUUUUGGCCAUCAUAAGAAAAACUUCUAAUUGAAUUAAGCGGUUUCCAUUUUAAAAUCACACUUCUGCUGGGCAGCAGUCUGUCUUUCACCUUGCCCCAGCACUGAUAAACCUGCCCAAACUCAAGCCCAUACAUUGUGUGAUUAAAAUUAGAAGUUAAACUCUUUAUAUCAUAUUAUAAGUAAAAAUAUGUGACCUUUGUGUUGUUUGCCUUUUAUAUUAUAUCUUUUUUACACCUCUAGUUUGAUACAGCACUGUUAUGAUCCUGUAAAAUAAUGUGUUUGAGGUUGAGUGAUGAAUUUAACCCUCUGGGGUGCAAGGGUGCUUUCAGACAAAUGAUUUUGGCAUGUUCUGAGGAUGUUUAACAACUCUUAAGAAGUAUUUUCAAAGUACCAUAAUUUUUUUUGUAUUCAGCACAAGUUCAGCUACAACAUCAAAGUAGAAUGUAUUUCUUGAUUGUAUCUUUGUUUUAAACUUGUUUUGGUGUGCUAUUUGCAUUGCCCAUGUUUGACUGCAUAUUCGGUGGUUAUUGCAGCAAUAUAUCUCAACAUGUAGUACAAAAAACACCUUUCUCAUUGACGUCUGUAUUUGCCCUGGACCCCGCUUUAUGAGUCGCUCAAGUAAAACUGUACUGUACCAUAUGAAUCAGUAAUGUCACUAAAUACUGAAGGAUUCAGUGCCAGAAGUAAAUGAGCUGGGGGGUUGUUCUUGGGCAUUCUUUUACCUUCAACUGUAAGCAGAUGAGUUGUUUUGAACUCUACUAUUUAGCUUUGAUUAAUUGUAAUUGCUCCAUCAAGAUUAUUAACACUUCUUUAGUCCAUCUCAGUUUACUGCACUCUAAAUAUACCCUUCUCGUUACCUUGGAAACUAAACAGCGCAAGUUACAUUUAACUGUGUCUAAAAUUAUAUGCUGUUAUAAUGUAAUAUGAAAUAAUGCCGUAUCGUUUGAAUACCCCUCCCUUUGGACAUCAGUGUAUGUGGAAUAUGUCGUGACAUUUCAUCCUUUGAAUACUCCUUGGUUUUAUAUCUGAAUCACACUUUUUACUAUUUAUGGUAAGAAAAUGUUACUCACGACUAGAUUUCACACUGAUGCGUUGAAGUGUUAAUAGAAAUAGAAAAGAAUAAAGCAACAUGGGAGAGAUGUCCAUUUUUUAAGUGAACAUAUUUACUGGAAAUGAGAUUUCUUCUGAAAUUGUUCCUAACAUUUUUAAGUGGUCUUUUGUAUUGUCUCCAUUUUACGUACUGUAGUAUUGAAGUACUGUAGGCAAAGUGGAACUCAACUGAUUAUACUCAGCAAAAUAUGUUGACAGGUCUCGGGGAGUAAUGAUACAUAUGUGAAUAAAGUUGUUGUUUGAAGACUUUCGUGUUUUCAGA
Etheostoma cragini (Arkansas darter) is the source of this 3392-nucleotide messenger RNA. RefSeq names its product methyltransferase like 15 (gene mettl15). Bases 1 to 1194 code for a protein of 397 amino acids. Gene Ontology annotation, molecular function: rRNA (cytosine-N4-)-methyltransferase activity. Lineage: Eukaryota; Metazoa; Chordata; Actinopteri; Perciformes; Percidae. Gene Ontology annotation, biological process: rRNA base methylation. The record is from RefSeq and is a predicted model, not a curated record. The transcript is spliced from 5 exons.